This is a messenger RNA of Eremomyces bilateralis CBS 781.70, 1896 nucleotides long. RefSeq names its product methylenetetrahydrofolate reduct. Gene Ontology annotation, molecular function: FAD binding; methylenetetrahydrofolate reductase [NAD(P)H] activity. NCBI's taxonomy places the organism in Eukaryota, Fungi, Ascomycota, Dothideomycetes, Eremomycetales, Eremomycetaceae. The transcript has 5 exons. Gene Ontology annotation, cellular component: cytosol. The record is from RefSeq and is a predicted model, not a curated record. Bases 1 to 1896 code for a protein of 631 amino acids. Gene Ontology annotation, biological process: tetrahydrofolate interconversion.
AUGCAUAUCUCCGAAAGACUACGGGCGGCCGAAGAGGCUGGACGGCCGUCCAUUUCGUUUGAAUUCUUCCCGCCGAAAACUGCACAGGGUGUUCAAAAUCUCUAUGAUCGCAUGGAUCGCAUGCAUGACCUUGGACCAACAUUCAUCGACGUCACAUGGGGUGCUGGUGGGCGACACUCAGGGUUGACCUGCGAGAUGGUCAAGGUGGCUCAGUCCGUGUAUGGACUGGAGACAUGCAUGCACCUCACGUGCACCGACAUGGAGAAAUCAAAAAUCGACGACGCGCUAAAAGAAGCCUAUAACUCGGGAUGCACGAACAUUCUUGCCCUCCGCGGCGACCCGCCCCGAGAGAACGAAAAGUGGGUGGCAUCGCAAGGCGGAUUCCAAUAUGCGCGGGACCUGGUGAAGUACAUCCGGAGCCAAUACGGGGAUCACUUCGAUAUCGGUGUGGCGGGUUAUUCUGAGGGGUGCGACGACAACAAGAACACGGACGAACUCAUCCGCCAUCUGAAGGAGAAGGUCGAUGCGGGUGGCACUUUUGUGAUCACGCAGAUGUUUUACGAUACCGACAUUUUCCUCGACUGGCUACGGAAAGUCCGGGAGGCUGGCAUUACCGUGCCUAUUAUCCCAGGAAUCAUGCCGAUUCAUACGUACGGUGCGUUUAUCCGCCGAGCGAAUUGGACUGAAUGCAACGUACCAAAGGCGUGGAUGGAGGCGUUGGAGCCAGUCAAGAAUGACGAUGCUGCUGUCCGAGACGUCGGACGGGAGUUGAUUGUGGAAAUGUGCAAACGUCUUCUGGCUGGCGGCAUCAACCACCUGCAUUUCUAUACCAUGAACCUCGCCCAGGCUACCCGCAUGGUCCUAGAAGACCUCAACCUCGUUCCCGACCUCGAGAGCCCUCUUGAGAAACCCCUCCCCUGGCGCCCCUCCAAAGGCCUCAAACGCCGCGAAGAAAACGUCCGCCCCAUCUUCUGGCGCAAUCGCAACCGAUCCUAUGUCGUCCGCACGCAAGACUGGGAUGAAUUUCCCAACGGCCGCUGGGGCGACUCCCGCUCCCCCGCGUUCGGCGAGCUGGACGCCUACGGCAUCGGCCUGAAGGGCACCAAUGAGGCGAACGUCAAGCUCUGGGGCGAACCGUCCACCAUCCGGGAUAUCUCGAACCUGUUCGUGAAGUACAUGCAGGGCAAGCUCGAUCAUCUGCCGUGGAGUGAAAAUCCGCUGUCCCUGGAGUCGGACGUUCUGCGAGGAGAACUCGUCGACCUGAACACCCGUGGCAUCUUCACCAUCAAUUCGCAGCCGCCCGUCGAUGGUGAGAAGUCGACGCAUCCUGUCUACGGCUGGGGACCGCGGAACGGCUACGUCUUCCAGAAAGCGUACCUCGAGAGUUUUGUCUCGCCGGAGAUGAUUAGCGAGCUGAUCACGCGCAUCGAGCGGAAUCCCGACAUGACCUACUACGCCGUCAACAAAGCCGGGGAGCUGAAGACGAAUGCGCCGGGUGAUGGGCCGAACGCGGUCACCUGGGGCGUCUUCCCCGGCAAAGAAAUCGUGCAGCCGACCAUUGUCGAGACGGUCAGUUUCCUGGCGUGGAAAGAUGAAUUCUACCGGCUUGGACAGGAUUGGGCGAAUUGCUAUUCCGCCACGAACCAGUCGCGCUACGUGAUCGAGGACAUGAUGGACACGUACUAUCUGGUGAAUAUCGUCCACAACGACUUCCGCAAGACCGAGGGCAUCUUCCCCCUCUUCGACGGCCUGGGACUUCAAGAUAUGGAAAAGUUGAUUCAUGCCGUCGAUAAGGGAAUCGCUACGGUUGACGGCGUCUCGGACACGUUGACCAACGGGGAUGUGAAGGGGCAACCCAACGGCCAUCCUCCGGCGCUGGCGAACGGCGUGCGUUAA